This is a messenger RNA of Teleopsis dalmanni, 798 nucleotides long. RefSeq names its product protein nutcracker-like. The coding region runs from base 1 to 798 and encodes 265 amino acids. Gene Ontology annotation, molecular function: protein binding. The record is from RefSeq and is a predicted model, not a curated record. The transcript has a single exon. NCBI's taxonomy places the organism in Eukaryota, Metazoa, Arthropoda, Insecta, Diptera, Diopsidae.
AUGUUGUUGCAGGAUUUAAACGUAAAAACCACGCCCAUUGUGCUAAAACGAUUUAUGGAUCACAUGAAAGAUAAGGACUACACAAAUCAAGAACUAUUUUUUAUUUUGGCAUAUAUUGUGGCUCUGGAAUGUGGAUUUGUCACAGAAGAAGAAUAUGAAAGGUGCAAGAACUCAUUACAACAUAAUUCAACUGUAUCGUCAUACCACUCCAAAAACGUGUUAACAAUAUCACGCCUAUCACCAACAUAUUCAUUUGUACCAAACAAAUGCUUCUUUCAGAUGAAUUUGUACAGUAUUUUUGGUGUUGAUACGAAAAGUGGUUGCGGCAGAGCACUUCUUUCAUCUUUCAAUGGAUAUACAACUGGGGAAUUUAUGAUAUUAACAGUCAGUCCUGAUCAUGCCAUCAAAUCAGAAGGGUACAGCAUUUGUUUGUCUGUGGAACGUUACGUUAUGAAUUGUAGCAGAGACAGACCCAUAUUUAAUAGGUUUGCUCGACUUGAAGAGUUUGCAACCACAUUGCGAGAUAAACUGUUCGUACCUAUUCGAAAUGGGCAGAUACAAUUAUUGGAGUUGUGUUGCCAUCCAUCAAUAUUAGGACUGCCUAAUGAGAUCUAUGCUGAUAUAAUUAAACAUUUCUCAGAUCGAGAGUUACGAUAUUUGGCAAAGAGUAACAAACAUUUAGGUAAUAUUGUUAAUGACUACAAGAAGAGAAAACAAAAGAAGAAGAAUGUCUGUAUAUUAACUAAAAAAGAGAGCAGUGAAAGCAGUAAUCUUUAUGCAGAUGAUGAUUAUACGUAG